AGGACGCGGAUGCAAAGUGCUUAGUAAAUAAUAAAGUUAAUGUGCCAAAAACAUAAGUGCUCAAGUGGAAAUAUGAAGUUCAGUUGGCGCGCGUCUGAUGCAACAAAACGGAGAGACAAAGAGAGCCAACAAGAAGGAAGCAAAGCGACGCGUAAAGUUAACGGUUAUAACCACAAACCGCGUGCUUGCUUGUUUACCUUUUCACGCAUGUAUUUAUGUUGAAAUGCCGCAAGUGGGAGAUGCAAAAGAGUCGGGAAAUGGAGACGUUGGACGCGAGUCCAAAUCAAAAGCAAAUCUUGUUACGACAAAUUUCAACUACUGUGCGACCGAGUGAAACAAAGGCCAUCGUCAGCGAUGUCGAGACGAAGGAAGCGUCCGGCGGGUUCGGGAAACGAACAUACCUGACUUUAUUUUCAAAUCAACGAGGGAUGGAAAUUAAGCCGAAAAAAGAGAAAACCCUGCGGAAGUUGUUUCUUGGACCAAUUGAAAGAGGAUUUUCCGUAAGACGCUGUCGCAGGACUUCACUCGAUUUCCGUUGCGUGCACAUUUGCGGCCGGCUUUUCCAUUUUGCGCAUGGUAAUGGAGCUGGCCAGCAUAGCUGAAAUCCAGGCCGCAGAAGCCAUGACCGCACUUUUAAUCAAAGUGAAAACUAUGAAAAUUUAUAAAAUAAUUCUCGUAAACGAGCUGGGGGAAAAGAAGGCGACCUAAGCAUGCAAAAACCGAAUUUGUGCAAGGACCUGUCACUGCAGCCCUCAAAAAAGGCCAGCCACACCCCAGAAACCAAACAUGCUCUGAUACAAGGACCUCGAUCUCCUUACCUCCUACUCCACCCACCGCCCCCCAUCCUCUUCCCACCCAUCAGACCUCACCCUCGAGCUCCUGCUGCAGCUUGUGUUUGUGUUUGGAUUUUCGGUUGCUCGGGGGUUUUUGGCGAACUGCGAGCUGGGAGCUGAGAACUGGGAAACGGGAAUUGGGGGACUGGUUACCGCCCCCUUUGUGUGUGGAUAUUUGCAUGAUAUAUGCAGUUAUAAUAAACCACAAGAGCUGCUAAAGCAACAGCAGCCACAGCCAACUGGACGAGGACGAGGAUGAGGAUGAGGAACAAGGCACAGGAGGUCCUGGCCAGGACAAACAAAUGCCCAGGCUCAACGGUGCGUAUGAAGGCAAAUGGCAAACAGGAGCCACCAUAACACUAGCCAGCCAAAGGACCACCAAACUGCAACUGCCGAUCGCAUUUUGGACAUACAUAAAUUACCCCGUCAGGUAGAAUAUCUUUGGAAUGGCAUUGAAAUUGCUGGCAGGGAUGGAUGCAUCUUUGGCAGCACUGACAUAUACGUCAACGAGUUUAGUUUGGGUCUGUCAACGGAGGGGGAAUUAUUCUCAGUUAUAGUAAGUCAGCGAGCCGAGCAACAUCUGUGCUGUGUAAAGAAAAAAAAAAAAAGAAAAAAAUUAAAACUUCUAACAAUAAUGAGUUUUUCGGAAAACGACAAAACCGCGAGUGCUACCAAUAGUCUCACACAUAAUGGGACUGAAGACAACAUGCAGAGCUCCAAUUCACUGGUCGAUCGGAGCAGACCAGUUUCAUCAGUGAGCAGUAUGAAUCACGAACUUAUAGAAUUCGUCCAGCUGCAUGCAAGCUAUAUUGAUAUUAGUGCUGAAACCAGUAUGCUAUAUCAGAAUCCGAUACCCAACUACAACUUUGAUUGGAGCUCUAUUGGAUUGGACGAACAGGAGGAUACCGUUGGACAGGAUCAGCCAAGCCAGGCCCUAACCGAAUAUGCGGUCCAACCGGUGAAUAAUGUAAGUCCGGAUGCACUUCCUUGGCCAAUUGCCGAAGAACCAACAUCGCAGGCGAAUCCGAAUAACUUUUUGCAAAUUAAAAUGGAACCAUAUAACAAGGAUGGAGAGGGAAACGAAAAUUUUGCUGCGGAUCAGGUACAAGAUCCAGGGGUAAUUUUGCCAAUGCCAACGGCUAAUUCAUGCACUCUAUUCAUGAAUAUAAGACAGGAACCGGUUCUGGCAAUUAAAAUGGAGAUAGAUUCAAAAGACAAUGAACUACCAACUGAUGUAGAAUCUAAACCGAAUACCAAUUUUUCAAUUUUUGAUAUUCCCAACGAUAGAGACAAUAAUUUGUCAAAUUUUCCAAAAAGGUCUGGCGAUCAAGGAACUCAGUCCACUGCUACACAAUCUGAAAUAGAUGCUAAUUUAGUUUGUAAAAUAGAAAACGAAACAACCAUAGUUGAAUUACCAACUACGUCCAAUGAUAUAGUUUGUAAAAUAGAAAACGAUACAACCAUGGUUGAAUUACCAACUACGUCCAAUAAUAUAAACGACGAGCAGCCAAAUAACACAGAUUCUGAUUCGGUUAUUAAUUCAAUUUAUGAUUUAAUUGAUGAUUUAAAUUUGGAUUAUGAUGAACUACCAACUACAUCUUGUGGCACAGAAACCCAUCCAGUGGACACACAAUCUAACAUGGAUGAUAAUAUGCCAUAUGAUUUGAUAAGUGACAUAAAUAUGGACUUCGUCACUCCAGCUAACAGAACAUAUACGGCAGCUGCAAAGCCAACACGAGGAACCGUCUACAAGGUUAGAAAGCCACGGCCGGUCAAGAGCACCAUUACGGCGCCAUCAAAUCCCAGCAUUGCCAAGAUGUUGAGGGAAGCAGCCAAGAAGGAAAAUGCAUCUGCGGCACCGCAGAGACCGAAGAAGCCCAAUGCGACGGCAACAUCUUCAGUUCCAAAUUUUCCAAACGCCCAUAAUUGGCCUGCAUGCCCACCGCUGCAGGUCGGCACUAUACCAACAGAUGAAACCAAUGACUCAAUGACUCAAAAUCGUCCAAUGCAAACAAUCGGAAAGGUGAUUCAGCCCCGUGUCAAGCGGACUUACACGAAGAGAGCCAAUAAGACCAAUAAUACAAAUAAUACAAAUAAUACAAAUAAUAUUCGCGGAGGAGAACUUACAAUAUCAAAUGGACUUGUGGAGCGCGCCGGUAUUAAUAUUGUGAUGCCACCGGAUCCGCUGAUAUCAAUGGUGUCUGUUCCUCACAAUCCAAUACAAACCACCGGUAAAGUAAUUAAGCCUCCUCCCAAGCGGACUUACAAGAAGAGAGUCAAUAAGGCCAUGGCUACAAAUCAGUCCUCCGGAACUGAAAUUGAGAUUCCUCAAACCUCUUCCCAGGCACCUAUACCUCGUGUCAAGCGGACUUACACGAAGAGAGCCAAUAAGACCAAUAAUACAAAUAUACUUAAUGACAAUAGUUCCGGGGUCAUGGAGUCUAAUGGUGGAGAACCUACAAUACCAAAUAGUCAACAGAUUCCAAACGCUGAUGUUGUUCCGAAUUUACCAAUACAACCGACCGACAAGCCCAAAGCUCCCAGAAAACCGCGUGCUAAAAAAGUGAUCAACCAGCAACCGGGGACGGAUAUGCCCUCUGAGGUAUCGGCGCAGGGAGAAACGGCUCAAACCAAGCCGAAUGCUAAGCCAAAAGCCCCUAGGGUGCCCAAAGAACCUAAGGCGCCAAAAGUACCAAAGCCACCUAAAGAACCAAAGCCACCGAAGGAGCCAAAGCCACCUAAGGAGCCAAAGCCACCUAAGGAGCCAAAGCCACCUAAGGAGCCAAAGCCACCUAAGGAGCCAAAGCCACCUAAGGAGCCAAAGCCACCUAAGGAGCCAAAGCCACCUAAGGAGCCAAAGCCACCUAAGGAGCCAAAGCCACCUAAGGAGCCAAAGCCACCUAAGGAGCCAAAGACACCUAAGGUGCCAAAGACACCUAAGGAGCCAAAGACACCUAAGGAGCCAAAGACACCUAAGGUGCCAAAGACACCUAAGGAGCCAAAGACACCUAAGGAGCCAAAGACACCCAAACCACCAAAGGCACCUAGGGUACCGAAGGAACCUAAGACGCCAAAGGUACCCAAGGAACCUAAAGCGCCUAGGGCACCCAAGGUACCAAAAGAGCCAAAGGAACCUAAAGUACCCAAGACUCCGAGGAAUCCCAAGGCACCGAAAGCACCAAUUCAACCGAAAGCAUCAAUGAAUCAGACACCAAACAGCGUACAGGUACCGCUACCCAUUGAGCCCGUACCUCUAGAAACACUCACUCGCACGAAUCCUAUACCAUCAAUCGUUGCCGAAAUACUCCGACAGGGGCCGAUAACACCAAUAUCGCCAAUUAAAUCCCCAGAAUUCCUUUAUCAUGCUGAUCAGCAUACCGUAGCGAACCUCAAUAUGCCACAAUCUUCGGGGCCAGCCAACUCAAGCGAGUCCAGUGUAAACGCCAUUCCACGACUUCCAACAACGGAAGGGAAACAGCCGUCGAAGGAAAGCGCAGAAAGCACAGAAAUAUCAGGUCCUUGCACAAACAGUACAGUUCGAAACACUACGUCAGAUGAACGGAUUAAGCAAGGUCGCGUGUCAAAGCAUUCAUCUCGUUUUUCGCCUUCAUUACGCUGUGUAGUACGCUCUUUAUCCAGCUCAUCCUCCAGUUCAUCAUCCUCCAGUUCAUCAUCCUCCAGUUCAUCAUCCUCGUCAUCCUGUUCGACCUGCUCCACCUGCUCGAGCAGCUCGAACUCUUCACGAUCUUCACGAGCACGUAACCGGAAACGUCGAUCUCCAAAGGUUCCACUUCUCAACAAACCAAUUAAAUCAAAUGCGGAAAUAAAUUUUCAGUUGGGCCAACCAACCCGUCUUGAAUCAUCAUCCCCUUCACUACCGGACAUGCCCGUGAAUACUAGUGCCACCUUUGAAGAGCAUUUGGAAAAUGUGGCAUCGGAGCAUAAUUAUACUAUAUCGCCGAUAAGAAACCCCAUAUAUGAUUUCGGGUUCAACUUGCCAGAGCCCAUGUUGUCCGAGGAGUCAUCCAGUUCUUCUGAUGAUGAAACCAAUGAGAACGGUCAAAUGACACCGAAUUCUCAAGAUCAGUUUGAGAAAAAUCGUCAAAGCGCUCUAAUGUUGUUCGGUGAGUCACGCAGUUCUUCUCCGUCGAAGAGCCGUAAUGAAACCAAUGUGAACAGUCAGAUGACAUCGAAUUCUCAAGAUCAGUUUGAGAAAAAUCGUCAAAGCGCUCUAAUGUUGUUCGGUGAGUCACGCAGUUCUUCUCCGUCGAAGAGCCGUGAUGAAACCAAUGUGAACAGUCGGAUGACAUCGAAUUCUCAAGAUCAGUUUGAGAAAAAUCGUCAAAGCGCUCUAAUGUUGUUCGGUGAGUCACGCAGUUCUUCUCCGUCGAAGAGCCGUGAUGAAACCAAUGUGAACAGUCGGAUGACAUCGAAUUCUCAAGAUCAGUUUGAGAAAAAUCGUCAAAGGGCUCUAAUGUUGUUCGGUGAGUCACGCAGUUCUUCUUCGUCGGAGAGCCAUGAUGAAACCAAUGAGAACGGUCAGAUGACAUCGAAUUCUCAAGAUCAGUUUGAGAAAAAUCGUCAAAGGGCUCUUAUGUUGUUCGGUGAGUCACCCAGUUCUUCUUCGUCGGAGAGCCAUGAUGAAACCAAUGAGAACGGUCAGAUGACACCGAAAUCCCAAGAUCAGUUUGAGAAAAAUCGUCAAAGGGCUCUAAUGUUGUUCGGUGAGUCAAGCAGUUCUUCUUCGUCGGAGAGCCAUGAUGAAACCAAUGAGAACGGUCAGAUGACACCGAAAUCCCAAGAUCAGUUUGAGAAAAAUCAUCAAAGCGCUCUAAUGUUUUUCGAUGAGUUACCCAGUUCCUCUUCGUCGGAGAGCCAUGAUGAAACCAAUGAAAACUGUCAGAUUGCACCGAAAUCCCAAGAUCAUUUCGAGAAAGAACUUCAAAGCGCUCCCAUCAGAGAGCCCAGACUAGAUCAACCCCUAGCACCAGCUCCCAGAUCAUCCAAUCGUGGCACAAUUGAGCCUUGUAAUGUAAAAGCUUUUAAGCGUGAUUUAAUGAAUACUGGAUAUUCUGCAGAUGUGAAGCACGAUAGUGCAGAUACCACUAAAGUAUACACUCCAAUGAAAAGAAAUUCUGGGGCUGAAUUGCCUAUUCAGAGUCGCUAUAUAGUGCCCAAUUCUAAGCCAUCAGAAAGUAAGAUUACUGUUAAACCAGUGCUGCCAAAGCACAAGCCAUCAAGGAUUCCAAUAAGAACCAAAAAACCAGGAAAUGACAGAAUGGAUUACCAGAGGCAGUCUUUACUUGAUCCAAUUAAAAAAUCUUUGAAUAAUUCUUAUGCUGUUACUAGCACUUCGGCAUACGAUCAAAAUGACCAGCUAGAAAAAAAUCCUGGGGCUCAAUUGACAGAACUGCCGAGAGCUCUGAAUUCAAUGAAAAAACCAGAGGAUAAUGGAUGUAAAACAAAAAAUAUCCUAAAGCCGCGUGCCCAUAUAUUUUCGAAUGCAGACGUGAACCCUCGCAGCUCUACAGAUUAUGGGCCAUCUAAGCAGGACGUCAAAAAGUCUUGGGCACCACGUUACCAAGAACAAGAAUCGCAGGAGUUCAAGGAAAAUUCAUUGAAUAGAUUCUUUAAUGCUAAGGGUAACUUACCUGAUAUUCCUAAGAAGUCAUUCAAAGAUUCCGACUGUAAAGUUUCCAAAGCAGAUGCUGAGCAACGUGGCGCCAAAACAUUUGAACCUUUACGCAAGGACUUAAAACGUAUAAACAAAGUACGAAAAUGGAGAUAUACUAAAGUAGUCAAUAAAAGCCAGAAUAGAAAUGCAAAGAAGCAGGGCAAGGUUAUGCUAGAGCCUAAAGAAAAUACUAUCGAAGAAGAUGCAAAACGAUCUAAUCCUGACAUCGUUGAACCAACUGUAAAACCUACAAAACCUGAAACAGCCGUGCGCGCCAGCAGUUCCAAGGCUUGCAUUUCAGACUUAAAUGCAAAUAUUCAUAAAACUAAAUCUUCAAAGCUCUUUGAAUUCAAUCGUUCUGAAUCACAAGUAAAAAAAGGUGAAAACGAAGAAGAAGAUGUCAAGCUCGACAAUCUGAAAAUAACUGAACCAGUUAAACAUAAACGGGCUUCAAGACCCAAAACAUCCGGACGAAACAUUUCUGAGCUAGAUAUGCAGCCUAGUACUUCUAAAGCUGCUGAGACAAAAACUUCUCAACCAAAAGCUGCUCAACCCAAAACUGCUCAAUUAAAGGAAAUGCCCUCCAAAGCAUUGAACAAAAAGGUGAAAAAAUCAAAGGCCACAAAACGUAAAAAUAGGGAUCCAAAGAGUACUGAAAUGCAUCAGUAUAAAAUUCCCAAGCUUUCCGCAAAUAAGCCACAGGUAAAAAAACAGAAUACAUCGACUACAACCGCUGCCGAAGCAAAGAAGAUCAUAAGACCUAACAAUUCGGCACCGACAAGCGGAUUCUCACGAUUACCGGAGAUGUACGAGGAGGAGCUAAACUUUCCGAAUGCUCCACAUCCCUACUCAACAAGGGGCUAUUAUCCCUAUCAUAGGGCCUAUCCAAGGCCUAUGGAUCACCCGGGCAGUCAGUAUCAUGUGAACCAACCCCCACCAAUGAGAUUGCAUCAUUCCAUGUACGUUGAUGCGGAACCGUCUUAUCAGAGCUUUUGUCAAGGGUCACGAUACCAACCAUAUGACAUUAGCCCGUCAAUGAGACACCAUUACUCCUAUCCAGGGGAGCCAUCUCCCAGAACAUAUCCGAUGGGUAUACCCUAUCAUUACAAUAACACGCUCUACCCCCCGAUGAGAAAUGAUUUCUACUACCCAAGGGACCGUCCGCACUUUCCUGUACGCAAUUUACCACCGAUGAGUUCUCAAGGGACUUAUCCACCGAAUUAUCCAUCUUCUCGUCAAUUUUUGCAUUCAAUGCCCCCUCCUGCUGAUAAACAUGAACAGAUCGCAUUGCGUUCGAUCGAAAGCGUUGGUGGUUUUAUUCAAUUGGCCUAUGCAGGUCGGAAAUACAGGACUCUUAAGGAUCUCAGGGAGCGAACAAAGUUAUCGAAAGACUGUUUGCGUAAGAUUUUUAAGCACAUGUGCAAAAUUAAGCGUCCCAAGUGGCGCAUCAGCAAGUUUUAUUUGUACGCAUUCUGGUCUGAAAUUACGGGGGUUCCCCAAAGUUCUAAAUUUGGCAAACCGUUGGAACUAAACGCUUCCUAUCGCAAGGUAAUUAGUUCCUUUGCGGAAAGCAAGUUUCUACGCAUGGAGACUUUAAUGGAGAAAACUGGGUUUCGGAAAGGCAAACUUAAGCGAGUUCUAAAAAUGAUCGGAAGAAAGCGAUCCACGAAAUGGCGUCUGCUCAAUUAUAAGAAGCCACUUAUUCACUUGCACCGCAGUCAAGAGAAUAAGUCUUCUAUAUAA
Molecule: messenger RNA, 8250 nt
Organism: Drosophila mauritiana
Lineage: Eukaryota; Metazoa; Arthropoda; Insecta; Diptera; Drosophilidae
Exons: 22
Coding region: 1168-8250 (2360 amino acids)
Source: RefSeq, a predicted model, not a curated record